ACCAAUGCUACUAAUUACCAACAAACAGAUGAACGCCGGGAUGAGAAUGCCAAUCUCUGGGGCUGCCAACUGAAGCACUCGGGAGACGCUUGCACUGUGCGCCUCAGCCAUGGCAUCGGUUUCUGUGGAUGGAGAGAAAUUGGAGUGGGCAAAAGAGAAGAGUUAUAUGGUGAUUAA
Sphaeroforma arctica JP610 is the source of this 177-nucleotide messenger RNA. RefSeq lists its product as hypothetical. The record is from RefSeq and is a predicted model, not a curated record. The annotation marks the transcript as partial. The transcript has a single exon. Lineage: Eukaryota; Ichthyosporea; Ichthyophonida.